This is a messenger RNA of Daphnia carinata, 2823 nucleotides long. Its product is annotated as RING finger protein 145-like. NCBI's taxonomy places the organism in Eukaryota, Metazoa, Arthropoda, Branchiopoda, Diplostraca, Daphniidae. Gene Ontology annotation, cellular component: endomembrane system; endoplasmic reticulum. Bases 172 to 2481 code for a protein of 769 amino acids. The transcript is spliced from 6 exons. Gene Ontology annotation, molecular function: ubiquitin protein ligase activity. The record is from RefSeq and is a predicted model, not a curated record.
UUUUAUUGUGCUUCCUGUUUGCGUGUACUACCUUGAAUUUUUUUAGGGUUGCAGUAAAAUUUUAAGUUUGGGAUAGAAACGUUUCGUCACUAAUUCAGCUAGAAUCGAAUAGAUGACUAGUCCUUGUGAAUAUCCAUUUCGUUAGUGCAUCAGCCAUCACCAGCUGCAACAAUGUUUUCCACGCGAAAUUGGCCGGCAUUAGAUCUAACUUUCAAGGGAGAACACUUUGAGAGCUUCGCAUCUGUCGUCCUACGUGUCCCAGGGCUCAUGUUGAUUGACCAAUGGAGUCACAUCAGCUCAGACCGACUCUGGCCCAACACAUCGGAUAUUAUGGAUAAAUGCUAUGCAUUCAUUUUUCAUCUAAUGUUGAUUCAUGGACUUGUAAUACUCAUUGUACCAUUACCAAAACUGGUCACAAUUUACAUGCAUUACUUGAGUUUGGCUGCAUUAACCGGAGCAUCACUUUUGUCAAGACAUUUUGUUUUGAUUGAGCUACAAGAUUUGGAUAAAGAUGCGACCCUCCCUAAAUCCACUGGUGUUUCAAUGACACCACCAACAACUCAACUUCCUUCAGUAAUAAACUUCAGCCCUGAAUAUGCACUUAAAUUUGCACGUGAAUUCCGUCCUCCAGGAAUAAGUUCCGAAGUUCCAGCAUACCAAUUUGCGGAGCGUACCCUAAUUGGUAUCGGCCUAAUUGUGGAUUCGAUGGAAAUUGAUAUAGAAUGGCUCAGUCUUUUGCACCAGCUAGCCGUUUUGUCUGUCCAACUAUUCAUCGUAUCGUGCGUUAAUUUCUUCCUUGACGUUGAAUCAAACGCCAAGCGGGCAUUUUUAGCCAUCUACUGUUUGCCCAUAGUCAUCCGUUUGUCGGGUUUUGCCCAAUCUGAUUUACUUCUAGUUCAUAACUUUGCCACGGCUGCCCUGAUUCUAGCCGCAAUUUAUUACGUUCUUUCCUGCGUUCCAGCAAUUUUGAGUGAUAUGAAAUUCUUAUAUUUGUACGCGGCCCAUGAGAUCGAAGCUCUAAGCCUAGCGCAUUUGGCUGUGGAUAUAUGUUCACGCCUCUUCGUUCCCAGUCAAUUUUUCGUGUUUUGGUUGGGCCAUUGCAUCAACCAACUUCACGCUUUGCUCAUUCAUCCCGAUCUUGUGGCGAACUCGGGCGUUUACUCUGACGAGUGGUAUAUGGUUUUCCUCUGCGCCAUUUCCCAAAUUUGUGACUCACCACUGACUCUUGCUGGCACUUGCGUUGCAAUGUCUUAUGCUUCUUCUAUAGGCCAAGCGGGCAUCAAAAUAUUCAUUCUGAACUAUCAAGCUUAUGCGGCGGAGCAAAAUCCUCAUGCUGGGUUGGCAGAAGGCCUUACGAUGGCGUUAUUGGCCGCCCAAACGGGCCUAAUCCGUAUCAAGAUGCCGCAACGUUUGGCAAUAUUUUCAAUCAUAUUAUUUGUUGUGGUAGCAUCUUUGAUUCAGUCCGUAUAUGAAACAACGGAGCCAAUGUUAUUAGCGCUUUCAGCUAACAAGGAUCGGCACAUUAUGCGCCACGUCAGAAUCUUGUUGCUGUGUGUUUUUCUAUUUGCCUUCCCCCUCUAUAUGACGUUCAUCCUGUGUUACAUCUUUGACCUAAACUUUUGGACCUUGGUUGUUAUCUCCACUUGCGUUAUGACGUCUGUACAAGUUGUUGGAUUAUUGGUGAUCUACUGUCUCUUCCUUUACGACUCAACUCGCGAGGACGCAUGGGAAGCGCUCGACGACGUUAUAUACUACACCCGAGCUGUAGUUCGAUGCCUGGAAUUCAUGGUCGCCCUAUUUGUCGUAUGCGCUGGCUUCCACGAAUCCUUAGUUGGCCAGUGGUCUUGGUCCAACAGUGUCGUCCUAGUUGUCCACUGCUAUUUCAAUGUUUGGCAGCGCUUACAGACCGGUUGGAUCUCCUUCCUUCGCCGACGGGAAGCUGUCAAACACAUAAACGCUUUGCCAUCUGCCAGCCAAGAACAGCUGGCUGUCCACAACGAUGUUUGCGCAAUCUGCUAUCAAACUAUGAAUCUUGUUGGAACUGUACGCGUCACUCGCUGUAGACAUUUUUUCCAUGGCAAUUGUCUUCGAAAGUGGCUCUAUGUCCAAGAGAAGUGCCCAAUGUGUUCUGCGGCCAUUACGUUAAUUCAAGCUGAAGAAUCAUCACCAGAUGCCGCUGAAGCACCUCUAAACGAAGCCAAUAAAACGUCUAGCCAAGAUCGCAAAGUUCAUUUCUCAUUUGCGGAGAACCAAAGCAGCGGCACCAGUGAGGCAAACGAAGUAGUCGAUGAGAAUGAAGAUGGAGCGUCACCAAGUCAGAGUGUAACAGCGGCCACUCCUUCCGGAACCUUCCACCAAAAUCAAAAUUUCGAUACUCUAUUACACGCUGCCCAACAAGAUGUGCGGCAAGCUAAGUUGCGAGGAGCUCAGGCUCGCCAUUCACGCAGCAAAAGCGAAAGUGUUGCACGCAUUCUAGAAUAGAAAUGUAAUGAAUAAAUAUCUUGGGUUGUCGUGAAAUGUGGAAUAGUAUCCACAAUCUUUGUUGAAUGUUUGUUGUGCCAAAGACAAACGAUCGCGUGUUUACAUACCAGAAUAAUUGACUCACAUGGAUAAUCUUCCUUCCGAAUUGUGCACGCGUCAUUGUGCUACUUAAGAUGUUGGUUUCUUGACAACUUUUCCUUCGAGAUUCUCAUGGUCCUUUUUCUUUCCAGACCUAUGUUUAGCCAUCAGUUUGGCUAUAAUUAGUUAGAUUUUUCUGAUGUGGAAGGGAUGUGAUUUUUUCUUCAAUGUAUCGCAAUACAAGUCAGUGUCUAUAACAUCAAA